AAUAUAUAGCACAAAGCAUUUACUUUCCCAUGAAGGACCUUUUAUCCUUUUUAUUUCAAAAUCCACCAAGAAAAAGAGGUAUUCUGCAAUGGAGCCAACAAAGAGUACUGAGCCCUGUCUGUCUAAUAGUACUCCUCCAAGCAUCUUCUAUGCUCCAGAGGUUCCCCCAUUUCCAAACACACCACUGCAAAACGGGGAAGAAAACAAGCAGGGAGUUGUUGAAGAAGAUGAAGGAGAAACAGAGACAGAGCCAGAGCCAGAGGCAGAUGUCCUGUUAGAUCUAAAUCUCUCUACAGAGCUCAAUCUCAUAGGUUGCUUGGAGGUGGGUUCAUCUCAAGCCCCAGAAACCCCACAAGCUUCUUCUGCAGAGCCACGAGUUUUUUCAUGCAACUUCUGUCAAAGAAAAUUCUACAGCUCACAAGCACUUGGAGGGCACCAAAAUGCCCACAAAAGAGAGAGGACUCUGGCGAAAAGAGGCCAGAAGAUAGAGGCGCAAAUAAUGGCUUCGGCAGCAGCUUUUGGGCACUCCUUCCUCCACCACCAGCAACACUAUUCAAGCGUGGCUUCUCUUCCUCUUCAUGGUGUUUAUAACAGAUCCCUUGGAAUUCAGGUGCAUUCAAUGAUCCAGAAGCCAUCUCACAAAUCGUAUUCCAGUGGCGGCUUCUAUUCACCUCGCGGCUCUUCAAGAGUACCCCUCAUGAACCAACAGCCAGCAGUUAAGAAUUUUCAUGCACCAGUUGAUCAGAAUUUUCAUACAGCAGUAGGAUCACAGUCGCGAGGCAGUGUUGGUAGAUUUGACUUGGUAAGAAUGAUGAAUGCUUCUCCACCUGAUGCUGAACUCAGUGGAUUCUGGUUGCCAGGUAGUGGUGUUUUCAAGACUAAUCAAGAGCAGAUGAAGAAGCUUGACUUGUCUCUCAAGCUUUAAGCAGUUUCGACAGAGAUUCUCAGUACUUUUGUUGUUCGAAUUGUUAGUCUCUAUAGAGCCUGCUUACCUGAACCAGUCAAGGCAGCCCGGCCGCCCUCUCGUAAAAAGUCUCUCACAUUUGCUGCCCGAAGCAAAUUGGUGGAAUCCGGAUCCCAUCUUUAUUAUCUUCUUUUUCUUUCUUUUUUUUCUUUUUUUUAUCUUCACUCUUAUUUGUAGUAAAAAGUUUGUUCAAAUUUUCUUUUCACCAAUUGCAGUAAUAUAGUGUAGAUUUUAUGUUAUAAAAGGAUAGUUUUUCUUUUCUUUUCUUUAAGAUACGUUUAGUGUAUUUUAUUUUUCGAAGGAAGAUACAUUUAUUGA
Messenger RNA from Alnus glutinosa, 1282 nucleotides. Its product is annotated as zinc finger protein 1-like. Gene Ontology annotation, biological process: negative regulation of abscisic acid-activated signaling pathway. The transcript has a single exon. Lineage: Eukaryota; Viridiplantae; Streptophyta; Magnoliopsida; Fagales; Betulaceae. The coding region runs from base 89 to 925 and encodes 278 amino acids. The record is from RefSeq and is a predicted model, not a curated record.